AUGGGUGGCGUGUUUGUGACGAUGGACUACGCCUCGCAACCGGCAUUCGUGACUUGCGCAGUUCUGGAGUUUACUGGCGACUUCCAGACAGCUAUAAAGCGUUGGAAGGAUCAAGAACUCGGUGAUGAAAGUGCCAUGGCCCUGAUUUACAAGAAGUGGUUCGAGUGCUGUUUAGUGUGGCUGAUGGAUUCAUCGUGUACACCUACUGCGCUGCAGCUACUCGAGAGCAAUGAACCUCCAAAUGUGUCGAGCCAAGAGGUAUUCAUAGGGAAGUCGACCCGGUACCCAUUCUUGCAACAGUGGUUGGUGCUUCUUAGCCGAAUGGGACUACCAAGUCGACAACGAACUUUUGCGGUGCUUGCCGAGCAAGAUGAUGUGAUGGUUGAAGUGCUGAACGGUCUUACUCGCAUGGCGGCUCUAGCAGGUGCUGGCGUGAGUAUGCCAAAGCAAUGGAAUCAGCGAAUCGCCUGGGCAUCAGACGCUAUCGAGAUCUUAACUACUGAGUAUGACCCCGAUUUACUCUUCGCUGACCUGGUGGACACACUAGGACGAGACCACAUCGUGCUACUUGACCUCCUCGUAUCAAACGAAACGCAAAUGCUCGAGUACACCAUGCGAUACCUCCGACAUUUAAGUGCGCACUGGAAGACCAGCAAGCAAAAACUGCAGGCGAACAACCGACUUGAAUGCGUUAUGAGUGUGCUUAUUCGACUUCGACUGGAGAUCGACAAGCUAGUGGCGGCAGAUCUGUUUCCUUACAGUGCGGGGCCACUCACCAGACGAUUGCUAUUCAUCGAACAGCUUUACGAAGAAGGCUCAGGCGAUGAUGCAGAGCGAUGA
Phytophthora sojae is the source of this 840-nucleotide messenger RNA. RefSeq lists its product as hypothetical. NCBI's taxonomy places the organism in Eukaryota, Oomycota, Peronosporomycetes, Peronosporales, Peronosporaceae. The coding region runs from base 1 to 840 and encodes 279 amino acids. The record is from RefSeq and is a predicted model, not a curated record. The transcript has 3 exons.